AUGCAAUCACUAGUUUUAUCGGCUAGAAUUCCUUCUUCACCACUUUUACACAAAAAGAAGUCAUCGGAUUUUCAAUCUUUAAACUAAAAUUUGACAAGAGUUCAAUCUCCAUCAGGCAAUAAAAUGAAUUAAGCAUUCGGUCGAUGUUAGACGGUAAAAACAUUGAACAGUGAAAGAGACCCAGUUGAACUCACCAUAACAUUAAUUAUAAAUGGAUAGAAGUAAAUGAAUAAAAAUAUAGUAGAUUGAUUGUUCCGAUAAGCAUUUACUAAAACACUACAGAUUUAUAUAAGAAAUUAAUAGCAAAGGUACUCCAAGUGAAUCCGGCUAUCGUAAAUAAAAUAAAACACUUUCAAACACAUAAUAGUGUUAAGAAUUACAACAUUGAUUACUACUUGUCACUAGAACUUUAACCGUUAGAAGUAUUUGAAGAAUAAAGACAUUUGAAAUUAGAACCUUAUUAUUCAACUUAAGUGGGUAAUCAAAUGAGUAUUGAAGAUUAUGAUAUUCUAAAAUGUAUAGGUGUAGGGUAUUAAUAUGAUUUUAAAUUAAUAGUGGAUUUUCAAGAGUUUAUUUAGUAAGGAAACGUGAUAAUGGUUUGUUUUAUGCAAUGAAACUUAUAGAUAAGAACUUUAUUCUUAAGUCUAACAAGGAAAUAAUUAUUUGCAAUGAAAAAUAUGUGAUGGAAUAAUUAAACUCACCAUAUUUGGCAAAAUUAUUUUAUUCAUUUGAGACAAAAUUUUAUCUUGUUUUUGUAAUGGAGUAACUUAUCCAGUUAAAUAUAGAUAUUGUGCAGGUGGUGAACUAUUUUAUCAUCUGAGAAAAUGGAAAAGAUUAUAAGAGCCAUUGGCAAAACAAUAUUUUGUAUAAGUUUGUUUAGCAAUUAAUGAAUUACAUAAAUUUGGAAUUGUUUAUAGAGAUAUCAAGCCAGAGAAUAUUUUAUUAGAUUUAGAUGGAUAUAUAAGACUUUCAGAUUUUGGUUUAUCAAAACCGAAUAUGAGUAGAGAUGAGACAGCUUAUUCAUUUUGUGGAUCUCCUGAAUAUAUGUCUCCAGAAAUGUUAAAAAGAGAAGGACAUAAUUAUAUGGUGGAUAUUUAUUGUUUAGGAGCAUUGCUUUAUGAAUUUAUCUUUGGAUCACCACCUUUUUAUUGUAGAAACAUAGAUUAAAUUUAUAACAGUAUUUUGAAUGAUAAAGUGCAAUUUCCACCUUAUAAAGAUAUAAAUCCUGAUCUUAAGGAUUUGAUUUCGAAAUUGUUAAUAAAAGAUCCUGCAAAACGAUUGGGAGCAUAAAAUGGAAUUAAAGCAAUUUUAUAACAUAAAUGGUUUUAAGGAUGUGAUAUUGAAGCUUUGGUUAAAAGGAAAUGUGAAAUAAGUUAUCGUCCUAUGCCAUUAAAGUACAAUUUUGAUGAAUUGGAAUUUAGUAAAGGAGAUUAAGAAUUUUAAAAGAAAUUGUAUGAAAAUUUGAGAUUAGAAAAACAAGUAAAAUUUAAAUUAUAUUUAGAAUAAAUUUACUCGUUCAUUUCCACACUUUGAAUAUGUGAAUAAGAGAAUAAUAGAUCAUAGAUAGAAUAUUUUAGAGUAGUUAACAAAAUCAAGAUAGAUCUAAGGAUAAUAAGGAUUACCUAAAUAAUAAUAGAAAACUUAAAUUUGUUUAUCUCCUGUGUCAUAAGUAAAAGAACAUUCAAAUAUUUAAUAAUUAAUUUCUGGUUCAUUUAAACAAUCUUCUCAAUGUAAACGGUUCAACACAGACAUUGAUUUGAUUCAAUUAAUCAAAAAGGUAUGA
This is a messenger RNA of Paramecium sonneborni, 1783 nucleotides long. Lineage: Eukaryota; Ciliophora; Oligohymenophorea; Peniculida; Parameciidae. The record is from the annotation of a GenBank genome assembly.